Aspergillus fischeri NRRL 181 is the source of this 1248-nucleotide messenger RNA. Its product is annotated as HEAT repeat domain-containing protein. Gene Ontology annotation, molecular function: oxidoreductase activity. The record is from RefSeq and is a predicted model, not a curated record. The transcript has a single exon. NCBI's taxonomy places the organism in Eukaryota, Fungi, Ascomycota, Eurotiomycetes, Eurotiales, Aspergillaceae. Bases 1 to 1248 code for a protein of 415 amino acids.
AUGUCGACCAAGCUCAUGGCUAUAACCGCAAAUUCUAUGGAGGACGACGACGCGGAUGUGAGGCGGGCAGCUGUUCAGGCGUUAGGCACACAAUCGCCCUGGCCGCCCAGUGUCCUCGAAAAGGUCGUGUACCGAUUCAAUGACGACGAUGGGCUUGUGAGGUGGGCAGCUGCUCAAGCCUUACGCAGACAGCCUCCCGAAAUCCUGCAAGCGGUCAUGUGCCAAUUAGGCAAUGACAACUCUCUUGUGAGGGAGGCAGCUGUUCACGCCCUAGGAGGGCAAUCUCCCUGGCCGCCUGAAAUCAUGCAAGCAGUCACAUGCAGAUUAGUUGACGACAACGCGAGUAUGAGGACGGCAGCUGUUCAGGCCUUAGGAGGGCAAACUCCCUGGCCGCCCGAAAUCCUCCAGGCAGUCAGAUGCCGAUUGGGUGACGACAACGCGGAUGUGAGGGCAGCAGCUGUUCAGGCCUUAGGCAGACAUUCUCCAUGGCCACCUCAGAUUAGCAAGGCAGUCAUAUGCCGAUUAGAAGAUAACGACUUGGUUGUUAGGGCACUAGCUGCUCUUGCAUUUGGCAGACAAGCUCCCUGGUCGCCCGAAAUCCUUCAGGGUAUCAUGUGCCAAUUGGGCAACGAUGACAACCGUGUGCGAUGGGCAGCUACUAAGGCCUUAGACACACAGUGUCCCUGGUCGCCCGAGAUCUUCGAGGCUGUUGUAUGCCGGUUAGACGACAAUGAUGAAGAUGUGAGGGUAGCAGCUAUUCAGACCCUAGGCACACAAGCUUCCUGGCCUCCUGAGAUUGUCGAGGCGGUCGUGUGCCGAUUAAACGACAAAGACAAACAGGUGCGGCGGGCAGCUAUUGAGGCCCUAGGCAAACAAUCUCCCUGGCCGGCCGAGAUCCUCCGGGCGAUCAUGUGCCGAUUAGAUAAAGGAGACUGGGAAGUGGCGUCCAAGAUAGAAGCUCUCCUGUGGAAAUAUGAUGAUUUCCUUUCUCCCAUCUUCAAUAUGCAUGCUGAUGCUGCCUUAAUGUUGGGCAAAAUUUGGGCUCAACGAAGUAUCUAUGGGAUGUUUGUCUGCUAUGUCUGUGAUGGAGAUGUAUAUUUUGAGACAUCAGAUGGGCGAAGGUCAAUGUCUCUAUCUAUGGAAAACAUCCAGCUGCUCAAGCAGACAUUAUGGGUUGCCACCGUCAACAGCCCAAUAUUACGUUUAGUUUACAGAGGUGGAACUCCAUUUAGUAGAUUGAGAGAUUGA